Molecule: messenger RNA, 796 nt
Organism: Labrus mixtus (cuckoo wrasse)
Lineage: Eukaryota; Metazoa; Chordata; Actinopteri; Labriformes; Labridae
Product: putative transmembrane protein 244
Exons: 6
Coding region: 304-762 (152 amino acids)
Source: RefSeq, a predicted model, not a curated record
UAAUGAAAUUGCACACCCUCUUCUCGUAUGAUCGCCGUAGAAGUCGCGAAUGUGAGUUAAGUUGCUUACUAACAGGUACACGGGGAGAUGUGUCUGUGUUUUAGUCAACAAAGGCCGCCCUAAAACGAGGUGAAUUGAGUUCAGUGCUUGCCUGUGGAAACAGCGGCGGUGCAAGUUCCUAUCCUGUAUCCGUCGCUAGAUGGCGAGAGAAGUCCAGUUUGUGCAGGGAUUAACGGGGUCUUGUAUCGUGCUGCAGCUUGGAUUAUUGUGCAAUAGCCUACAACAUUUAGUACAAACCAUGAGAUGGCAUUCAAAGGAAAAGCAGUCGACUCAAAGGCCGUGCUCUUCAAUCUGCUGCUGUGUCUGCUCAUAUUUUACUCCCUUUUCUACAUUAUUGGGAGUGUGUGCUUCGGUGCCUUCAGGUUGCAUCACUUUGACGGGCUGAUUCCAUUCGACUUUAAGACUGAGCCUGCUGAGUCAAACUCCAAAUACUUGGUGAACCUCCUCUCCUUGGAGCUCACCUACUUCUGCAGCGGUCUUUUGUUUGCUGCGGUGGUGAAGAGGCGUGUCUGGGACUACGCGCUCACUGUCACCCUUCUACAUGUAAUGAUCACCAGCCUAGUGAUGUUAGAGUUCCCUAUGGUUUGGCAAUGGUGGCUGGCUUUAGGGAGCGGCUUGUUUCUGAUGAUCUGCAAUGGUCAGUUGAUUGCUUACUUCACAUGCCAAAGUGACCAGAGCUAUGCAUCCUUCAGCAUCUACUGACAGACAGAAAGCUGCUUGUUUUAAGUAAGGAGGA